CCACCACAACCACCACAACCACCACAACCACCACAACCACACAAAACGCAAUGGAUCUCCUCAAGAACUUCACCGGCGGUAGCAGCAGCAAGAAGCCGGCGCAGCAGCCCGCGUCGAGCGGCGGAUUCAUGGACCGUCUCCACGGCGCGGCCGGCGGAGGCCCUCAGAGCGAGCACAAGGAGGAUGCGCUCGACAAGGCCAUCGACAUGUUCCAGGAGAAGGUCCUCGGCCAGGGUCCCCAGAACAACGAGAAUGCUUUCGAGCAGAGGAAGGAUGAGGCUAUUAGCGACUUCAUCCGUGGACAGUACAAGAGUGCGACUGGAAAGGAGUUCCCUGUCGCCGAUAAAUAGAGUGUGCAUAUGGUCGGAGAUGAAUUGGGUGGCGCUUUUGCGGUUGUCUGAUGAAUUGUAUUCGAGGGCAUAGGAUGGAUGGGAUGAUUGGAUACCACACUAUGACGAAUGAAUGAAUGAUGCAAACCAUCGGAUUGUGUAAUGUGAUUCUGGCCCUGGGUACUAUUUACAUUUUCGAAAAAUUGUGCACAGCAUCUUAUUUUGACUAUAUAGUACGGUAGUAGCUCCUUAAUUUUAUUGUAGCAGAAUGUGUCAGAGGGGCACUGAAGUUGUCUACGGUAGUCUCUAG
Molecule: messenger RNA, 639 nt
Organism: Tricharina praecox
Lineage: Eukaryota; Fungi; Ascomycota; Pezizomycetes; Pezizales; Pyronemataceae
Exons: 3
Coding region: 51-350 (99 amino acids)
Source: RefSeq, a predicted model, not a curated record